GUCGGGGCUUGCGCCGUGCACGGAUGAAUUGCUCCGCAAUCCAGGCAUGCGAGCCCCCAUACAGGCCGCAUUUUGCGCUUCCUUCGCGCUGCACGACAACUCACGCUCUCGCUGCCUGACUUCUUCGCUGAAUUCACGCAAUCCCAGUCAACGAUCUACUCAUUGGAUCUCCUGCACGACAUAUACCCCGCUGUCACGCCGCUUCUCCACACGCGCGUCUCCCAAAGUUCCUGCAGCCAUGGUGUCGCCUAAGAGCAUUGCCUACUAUGUCUUCCACCCGAACGAGUUGCGCUCGAUCAUCCAGUGGAAAGUCUGGCACAACCCCGUCCACGAGCGCGAUGAGACGAAAGACUCGGAGAACCUCAAACGAUGCUUCCACUUCCUCGACCUGACGAGUCGCAGUUUUGCGGCCGUCAUCAAGGAGCUGCACCCCGAGCUGCUAGUUCCCGUGACCCUGUUCUACCUCAUCCUCCGUGGUCUCGACACCGUUGAGGACGACAUGACGAUCCCCCUCGAGAAGAAGGAGCCAAUUCUGCGAAACUUCCAGGAUAUCCUGGAGCAGGAUGGGUGGACAUUCACUGAAAACGGGCCGAACGAGAAAGACAGGCAGCUGUUGGUCGAGUUCAAUGUGGUCAUUGAGGAGUUCAAGAACAUCAAGCCGGCGUACAGGGAAAUCAUCAAGGAUAUCACCAAGCGCAUGGGUAACGGUAUGGCCGACUAUGCCAACAACGCGGAGCACAAUCUCGUCGGUGUGAACACAAUAAAGGACUACGAGCUGUACUGCCACUACGUCGCAGGUCUUGUCGGUGAAGGCUUGACGCGCCUCUUUGUCGAGGCUGGUCUUGCCAACGCCGCGCUCCUGAAGAAGCCGGAGCUUAUGGAGUCUAUGGGUCAGUUCCUCCAGCAGGUCAACAUCACGCGCGAUAUUAAGGAAGAUCUGGACGACAAGCGACGAUUCUGGCCCAAGGAGAUUUGGUCCAAGCACGUCAACGAGUUCGAGGACCUCUUCAAGCCCGAGAACAAGCAAAAGGCCCUGGACUGCAGCUCGGAGAUGAUCUACACGGCUCUGACGCGCGCGGACGACUGCCUGUACUACCUUGCAGGUCUUAGGGAGCAGAGUGUGUUCAACUUCUGCGCUAUCCCGCAGACCAUGGCUAUCGCAACGCUGAAUGCCUGCUUCCAGAAUUACGACGUUUUCCAGAAGGUCGUGAAGAUCUCCAAGGGAGAAGCCUGUCAGUUGAUGGUUGAGUCGUCGCAGAAUCUCCAGCUUGUAUGCGAAGUCUUCAAGCGGUAUGGCCACAAGAUUGCCAAGAAGAACAACCCUCACGAUCCCAACUUCCUGAAGAUUAGCAUGACAAUUGGACGGAUAGAACAGUUUAUCGAGUCCAUCUUCCCAUCCCAGAAGCCGCCGAUUGACCAGAAGUCGCCUGCGAGCGUCGAGGAGGCCGCGAAGGCCAAGAAGCAGGCGAACGAGGACAAAUGGGACCUUAUCUACAUGACUGCUGCAGUCGUUAUUACUGUGAUGAUCAUCGCAUCCUCCAUGAUCUUCGUUGCCUGGCUAGCUGGAGCUCGUUUCGAUAUUGCGUACGUCGAGAUCAAGCAACAACUCGGACAGCUGCUGGGUUGGGCAGAGCCCAAGGCAGUCGAAGCAGUCAAGGUUGUGACCGAGAAGAGCGAGCUAUGAGCCACAGCGAAACCGUAAUCUUCAAGCCCAUAUGUGUAUUAUAAUGGCAGCGACAUACUUUUUCGUAGACGCAGGAAUGUAGUCCAACCUAAUGCAUUUUGAACGAUCAAAA
Messenger RNA from Boeremia exigua, 1796 nucleotides. Its product is annotated as farnesyl-diphosphate farnesyl transferase-like protein. The transcript is spliced from 4 exons. Gene Ontology annotation, molecular function: squalene synthase [NAD(P)H] activity. Gene Ontology annotation, cellular component: endoplasmic reticulum membrane. The record is from RefSeq and is a predicted model, not a curated record. Bases 47 to 1684 code for a protein of 545 amino acids. Gene Ontology annotation, biological process: ergosterol biosynthetic process; farnesyl diphosphate metabolic process. Lineage: Eukaryota; Fungi; Ascomycota; Dothideomycetes; Pleosporales; Didymellaceae.